AUGUCAAGUUUUUGUCCUGCUGAACAAAAGGUUAUGUGUCAGGGAAGCAAGGACCCGGUAGAAAAGAAGAAAAUGCCACUGCUGGGCCUAGGCGGCUCUCGGGAAAACCUGUCCUCAAACACAGUGCCUCAGACGCCGGCGUCCUUCCCCUCCGCGGGAUGCACACGUCGGCUCCACCCGAAGAUAAAUAAGGGGCUUCACCGGACAACGCAGCCUCGCCGCUCCGACCCCCGACCCCGGCAGCGUCACGCGGGUCAGGCCGAGCAGAGGCCGCCGCGGGGCCUGCAGGUGGGCCCAGGGCGCGGUCAGGCCCGGCCCCGGCAGGGCAGCCUCUGGCGCGGGGCUGGCGCAGGCCCGCUCGUCACUUACCGGCGCCUCAUGGUACCGCGGCGCCUCCGCCCAAACCAGGCGCUGACCGACUGCGCCCGGCAGCCCAGACUAUCCCUCGGCUCUCCGGCCGAGAUCCAGGAACGGCCAUUCAAACGCCGCCGCGCGCGCGGCCCGCCGGGAUAG
Rangifer tarandus platyrhynchus (Svalbard reindeer) is the source of this 513-nucleotide messenger RNA. NCBI's taxonomy places the organism in Eukaryota, Metazoa, Chordata, Mammalia, Artiodactyla, Cervidae. The record is from the annotation of a GenBank genome assembly.